GAACCCAAUGCCAAUCUUUUGUGGUAACCUGGACUUUGAUGCUCGCCAGUCUGAUGUUGAACGUCUUUUCAGAAGAUAUGGAAGGGUGGAGAGGGUGGAUAUGAAAUCUGGAUCACUUGGAAAUUCCAUGAUCUAACUGGAAGGAUGGUUCUCUGCAUUUAUUUAGUGACUUGUACCCAAGAUGCAUGUUCUUGUGUUUGUUCAAAAGAACCAAUAUGCUCUACGAUGGUCCUACAAUCCUUCAAUUUCCUGAGACCAUUACCUUUGCAUUUCUUCUGUCUUUGCUCAGUAUUCAAUUUCCGACAUGUUCCAACAUAGAUAUAAAGUUCAUCUCGGAUCCAGUGGCAGGCUUUGCUUUUGUCUAUAUGGAAGAUGAGCGUGACGAGGAGGAUGCGAUCCGGAGACUUGACAGGAUAGAGUUUGGUAGAAAAGGUCGCCGACUUCGUGUUGAACUGACAAAGCAGCAAGAACGUGGUGGCAGGAAGCCUGAUAGAUCAAGAAGAUCUGCAGCUAACACAAGACCAACAAAAACUUUGUUUAUCAUCAACUUUGAUCCUAUCAGUACCAGGACCAGAGAUCUUGAAAGGCAUUUUGAACCAUAUGGAAAGAUAUCUAACAUUAGGAUUCGAAGAAAUUUUGCAUUUGUGCAAUUUGAGUUGCAGGAAGAUGCUAUCCGUGCAUUAGAAGCAACAGACAACAGCAAGUUCAUGGAUCGAGUUAUUUCAGUGGAGUAUGCUAUUCGUGAUGAUGAUGACAGAAGAAAUGGGUACAGCCCUGAUCGAAGAGGUCGUGAUGUCUCCCCCGAUAGACGAAGCUAUGGUGCGGGUCGUUCCCCAAGUCCUUAUCGUAGGAAUAGGAGUAGUCCUGAUUAUGGACACGGAUCAGUCCCUGAUUCUAGAUCCAAGCUAAGUCCUAGUCCUGAUUAUCGCAAAGCAAGAAGCCCUGUCAAUGACAGAUACAACAGCCGUUCAUCUCCUCGUGAAAGAUUUCGAUCCUGAGAAGCAUGUAAGAAGAGUUCCUUGCAUUUUCUAUAGUCUUUGUUAUCUGCUGUUGAUUUCUGUCUUCCAUUGCCAUCUGUUACACUUUAUUUGAACAAGGUUAAUCAACUAGUCAUUGGCAUGAUUCUGGUAGAGUGAAGAAUUGUACUUCUUUUAAUGCUGUAAAGCAGAAAAACGUAAGAUUUGAGUUACUGGUAAUGGUAUGCCUCUUCUAGUUUAUGUACAAUUUACAUUUUUUAAUUUGUGGAGCUUAAAAUGUUGGAUUAAAUGUCUUUCAUGACAA
Messenger RNA from Olea europaea var. sylvestris, 1281 nucleotides. Its product is annotated as serine/arginine-rich splicing factor RS41-like. The coding region runs from base 186 to 998 and encodes 270 amino acids. Gene Ontology annotation, molecular function: RNA binding. NCBI's taxonomy places the organism in Eukaryota, Viridiplantae, Streptophyta, Magnoliopsida, Lamiales, Oleaceae. The transcript is spliced from 6 exons. Gene Ontology annotation, biological process: mRNA splicing, via spliceosome. Gene Ontology annotation, cellular component: nuclear speck. The record is from RefSeq and is a predicted model, not a curated record.